UACAAAACAGUGUCUCGCAGGAGGAUGCAUAAUGCCAGUAUAAAAGUUGUUACGAUCAUAAAUAAUGCAGUGAUAUCUUCCUGUUAGCGCUGCAACGAAUGUAGGACAACGUUAUGCACAAAUUACGCACUACUUUACGCACGUAAAAGGUCGGCGUCAGCGGUUAACUUAACCAAAGAAAACCUCCACGUGGGAGUUUAAAAUAGUCCGCAGUAUAUACCAUUAAUAGGCGCUUUGAUAAAUACCCAUAUUUAAAUAUCCAGUCGUUCGCCCUUCAGCGCGUAUACUACAGUCUCGACUCCGUGCUCCGCUUGGUGGGAUCCGUGUAAAUAGUAAGUGUGAAUAAGGCGAACUGCGGCCAUUGUCCCGAGGGGGAAAAUUGUAAUGGACGGGACCUGUUGUUAUGAUCCGGGGUAAUUUUGCUUUAGACCCAGGACGGCAGCAGAUGAGGCUCACAGGAGGUGGUGCCGUUGCAGCCUUAAGACCAAAAUAAAAACGUGUGCACUUCGUCUCGGCGAGUCUAGACUGAAGAUGCUCUUGGACGCAGGACCGCAGUAUCCCACCAUAGGAGUCACUACUUUCGGCUCCUCACGGCAUCACUCAACAGGCGAAGUCACAGAGAGAGAAGUAGCGUUGGGGAUAAAUCCGUUCGCGGAUGGGAUGGGCGCCUUCAAAAUAAACCACAGCUCCCACGAUAUCGGCUCCGGACAAACGGCGUUUUCCUCCCAGGCGCCCGGCUACGCGGCAGCCGCCCUAGGACACCAUCACCACCCGAGCCACGUUGGCUCUUACUCCACGGCGGCUUUCAACUCCACCAGGGACUUUCUCUUCAGAAAUCGGGGUUUCGGGGACGCCACCGGGGCGCAGCACAGUUUGUUCGCAUCCGGAAGUUUCGCAGGGCCACAUGGACACUCAGAUGCAGCGGGGCACCUGCUCUUCCCAGGGCUCCACGAGCAAGCGGCGAGCCAUGCGUCUUCCAACGUGGUCAACAGCCAGAUGCGGCUGGGCUUCUCGGGGGACAUGUACGGACGGGCCGACCAGUACGGCCACGUUACGAGCCCGCGGUCCGACCACUACGCGUCGACCCAGCUGCACGGCUAUGGCCCCAUGAACAUGAAUAUGGCCGCACACCACGGAGCUGGGGCCUUCUUUCGAUACAUGAGGCAGCCGAUCAAACAAGAGCUCAUCUGCAAGUGGAUCGAGCCGGAGCAGCUGACGAAUCCCAAAAAGUCGUGCAACAAAACUUUUAGCACGAUGCACGAGCUCGUGACCCAUCUGACGGUGGAGCAUGUGGGGGGACCGGAGCAGACCAACCACAUCUGUUUCUGGGAGGAAUGCGCCAGAGAGGGAAAGCCAUUCAAAGCCAAAUACAAACUUGUAAAUCAUAUCAGAGUACACACCGGAGAAAAGCCCUUUCCGUGUCCGUUCCCCGGCUGUGGCAAAGUAUUUGCUCGAUCGGAAAAUCUAAAAAUUCACAAAAGGACUCAUACCGGUGAGAAGCCUUUUAAGUGUGAGUUUGAAGGCUGCGACAGGCGAUUUGCAAACAGCAGUGACCGCAAGAAACACAUGCACGUCCACACGUCUGACAAGCCCUAUCUCUGCAAAAUGUGCGACAAGUCAUACACACACCCCAGCUCCCUCCGAAAACACAUGAAGGUCCAUGAAUCCACCAAUCCAGCACCGCAACCAUCUCCGGCGGCCAGUUCAGGGUACGAGUCGUCCACACCUCCCACUAUAGUAUCACCGUCCACAGAGAACCAGAGCAGCAGCUCCAUAUCACCAGCAGCCUCAGCAGUUCACCACACAACCAGCCACAGCACGCUGUCGUCAAAUUUCAAUGAAUGGUACGUGUAAAUAUUUUUGAACACAAAAAAAAGAAAAGAAAAGAAAAAGAAAUAGAAAAAGGACUGCAUAAUUUUAAAAAGCAACUGCUUGGAAUCAAAGACUUUAUAAAGUCAGACAGUGAAACAUGGACUGAGAAAACACGGGAGGCCCGAACGAUCAAUUACAGGCUGUCUUAGUGCCAAUGAGAGAAUGCAUGGACAAAAAGGAGGCAAGGACAGCCACCGAGUUUAACUUUUUUCCCUCAAUAUUUCUUUGAGUCCUUAUUUUUACUGAGAGACUGCUCGAAAGAGAUCUCAAAAAAGCAUGCUAUCUCCGGGUAGAGGCCUGAAUUUUUUUGUACAUAAGGAUUUCACCAAGUUGGAAAAAAAAUGUAAUAUUUUAUUUUGUAAAUAGUUCUAUCACAGUUUAAGGGAAUUUGUGAAAAUGUGGUCCCUAGAUAUAUGGAGAAUGAGAUGGGUUUAAAGAAUAUUGCGAUGAAUAGACUUCAUUGAAAAGAAUGUUAUAGUUGUGAACCAAAUGUGAAUUAUUCAGUAUUACUACAGUCUACACGUCGACCUAACCGACUCUUAGUAUUAAUGUGCUUUUGUAGCCUAUUCAGUGCAACAUUUUCGUCCAAGGUCCAGUUUGAGUAGCACAGUAUCAUUGUUGUUAUUUAAUGUCAUGUCGAUAAAUCGUGUAGUGAAAGCCUGAAAUUCCGUGUCAAUCUGUUUAUGUACGUGAUAAAUAUAAAAUCUCUGUCAAUUGCUUUGUCUGAAAGGAAGUAUUAUUACAUGUAAGUAGCUCAAUUUUCCAUAUUUAUCCGCAUGUAAAGGACCGGUAACAUGUUAGAAAUGAUCGGUAUUUAUGGAGAAAUGCGCUCGUAUGUAAAAUUUAGUUUACAAAAAAAUGUUUGGAUACAUUUCGUACUAUAUUAAAGGAUU
Messenger RNA from Cyclopterus lumpus (lumpfish), 2765 nucleotides. RefSeq names its product zic family member 1 (odd-paired homolog, Drosophila) (gene zic1). The transcript has 4 exons. Gene Ontology annotation, biological process: central nervous system development; regulation of transcription by RNA polymerase II. Gene Ontology annotation, molecular function: DNA-binding transcription factor activity, RNA polymerase II-specific; RNA polymerase II cis-regulatory region sequence-specific DNA binding. Gene Ontology annotation, cellular component: nucleus. The coding region runs from base 532 to 1854 and encodes 440 amino acids. The record is from RefSeq and is a predicted model, not a curated record. Lineage: Eukaryota; Metazoa; Chordata; Actinopteri; Perciformes; Cyclopteridae.